This is a messenger RNA of Rhodotorula toruloides NP11, 2412 nucleotides long. Its product is annotated as serine/threonine protein kinase PRP4. Gene Ontology annotation, biological process: peptidyl-serine phosphorylation; peptidyl-threonine phosphorylation; mRNA cis splicing, via spliceosome. The coding region runs from base 1 to 2412 and encodes 803 amino acids. The record is from RefSeq and is a predicted model, not a curated record. The transcript has 12 exons. Gene Ontology annotation, molecular function: protein serine/threonine kinase activity; ATP binding. NCBI's taxonomy places the organism in Eukaryota, Fungi, Basidiomycota, Microbotryomycetes, Sporidiobolales, Sporidiobolaceae.
AUGAAGCGGAGGAUGUCGAAGGACGCUCUCGCUCUCGCCAGCCACCCCUUACCCGCGUGCGAGCUGCAGCUGUGCACGAGGAGACGCCUGCUGUAUAUCCAGUAUCGCUCUGCCAGUCACUUGCACUACUCCGGCACCGGCGGCGGCAGGCGAUCGCGCGCCGUUGACGACGAGGACGGUGACUUGCCGUGGUGGGAGCAGGACAGGCGUGGAAGCGGAGGACAGCGCGGUUUCGACGACGAUUAUGACAGAGGUGCGAGGAGGAGUAGCUACCGCGACCUCGAUGCGCCGCAAGAUGACCGGGACUACGGCAGGCGAGGCGGAGGUUACCACGGUGGAGGAAGGGAAGACAGGCGUGGCUAUGACGAUCGGGGCGGAUAUUCGAGGGGAGGACGAGGGUAUUACGACCGUGACAGGGACGAUGGGCGAGAUGGCGGACGAAUGCGAGGCGACAGCUUCUCAGGCAGGGACCGCUCGCGCCGAACAAGCAUUCCUCCCGCUCCUCGCUCUGCCUCGUCCGCGCAAGGCUCACCUCCACGACAGCCGCAGCCUCCUCUCGCAGCGCCACCUACGCAGCAGCAGUCGCCGACGCCCGCUGUUCGCCCCGACGUAGAAGAGGGAGAGAUCGAACCCGCACCAGAAGUCGAACUCGACCUUACACCUGCCGUCGAGCCAGACCCUGAAGCGAUUCUCGCCGAGCGCCGCCGCAAGCGCGCCGAGAUCCUCGCCAAGUACGCCUCGACGAACCCGUCCGCCGCCGCUUCGCCAGCAGGUGGUGCGACUCCCGACAUCAAGCGCGAAGCGACAGACGAAGGUACGCCUGGCAGGGAAGGCGUCGAGCGGGCAGCGAAGCGGAUGAGGAUCGGAACAGACUCUCCCGCCAUCUCUUCCGCCGAGCCCUCGACUCGCGCCGUCUCGGUCGUCCCGCCCGAGGACGGCAUAUUCUCGCUCUCGAAAGACGCCUCGACCGCCUCUGCCUCAGCUGCCGAAACCGGUCCCGCCCAAUCUGACGCAGACGAAAUCAACGCGGCCGACUACAACCCAGACGGAGCGGACGACGACAGGCGGCAGAAGCGCGAGUUGGAGAAGGAGCGUGAGCGGAAGGAGCAGGAGGAAGUGAAGAUUGAGAGCGAUGGUGAGGAGAUCGAGACUGAGGAGGAGGAAGAGGAGGAGGACGACGAGGACGACAUGUUCGCGAUCGGAACGGGCGAAGAGAAGAAGCCGAAGAAGGUCGUGAAGAAGAAGGUCAAGAAGAGUGGCCUACCGCUCGUCAACCGCGCCCUCCCCGCUGCACUUCCCUCGAACGCCGCCGCCUCGCUCCUCGCCGACAACUACGACGAUGCGGAAGGCUACUACCGCGUCAUCCUCGGCGAAGCACUUGACAACGGUCGCUAUCAUGUCGUCGCGAAUCUCGGAAAGGGCAUGUUCUCGAAUGUCGUGCGUGCUAGGGAUCUCGGCGAGAAGGGGGAGGGGAAGUACGAGGACGAGGAGGGAGGGCUCGGCGGGAAGGGCGUUGGAGAAGGCGCGAAGAGGGAAGUCGCGAUCAAGAUUGUCAGGAGUCAGGAGAGUAUGUACAAGGCGGGUCUCAAAGAGGCGCAGAUCCUCCGCCGCCUGCGCGACGCCGACCCGGAGGACAAGAAGCAUCUCGUUCGCCUCUUGCGGACAUUCGAGCACCGUGGUCACCUGUGCUUGGUGUUCGAGUCGCUGAGCAUGAACCUCCGCGAAGUCGUCAAGCGUUACGGCAAGGAUGUUGGCCUCAACUUGCGAGCCGUUCGCGCCUAUGCCAGCCAGAUGUUCCUCGCGCUUGCACUCAUGCGCAAGUGCGAGAUCAUGCACGCCGAUCUGAAGCCGGACAACAUCCUCGUCAACGAGUCCAAGUCGACGCUCAAGGUGUCCGACCUGGGUUCCGCUUCGGAUGUCACGGAGAAUGAUAUCACGCCCUACCUCGUCUCUCGCUUCUACCGCGCUCCCGAGAUUAUCCUCGGUCUCCCCUACGACUACUCGCUCGACGUCUGGUCGAUCGCCUGCACGCUCUAUGAGCUGUACACCGGCAAGAUUCUCUUCCCUGGUCGCACGAACAACCACAUGCUCUUGCUCAUCAUGGAGACCAAGGGCAAGUUCAACCACAAGCUGAUCCGGAAAGGUCGCUUCCACGACCAGCACUUCGAUGAAGGCAUGACCUUCCAGUACACGGAGAAGAACGACACGGUGACGCCUCGCCAGAUUCCGUCCAAGCCGCCGUCCGACAUUCGUUCACGCUUGUUGCCGCCAGGCGUCGCGCGACGCCUCAAGGAGGACGAGGCUCGCCUGCUCGGUCAUUUUGUCGACCUCCUCGACAAGAUGCUGAGCCUUGAGCCAGCGCGGCGGCCCACACCCAAGGAGCUGCUCAAUCACCCGUUCAUUCGAGGCUGA